GAUUAUAGAUAUGCAUUUCUUGUUUCAGAUGAAGUAAUCUAGCAAGUUUAUCAAAAUGAUGGCGAAGAAGGUAUCAAAGAACCACUACAUAGCCUCCCCUAGGCUACACCACUCCCCCACCCCCGUUCACAUGCCAAGGAGUGUAGCGUACUCAGAUGGGGAGGAAAGCCAACGAGCGCCCUCCGAAAGAACCCUCUCUGAAUAUACCUCAGUGCCAUAUACAGUUGUAAAUGAAAGAAACGGUAGACGAUAUCACCAUCACCAGAAAAAUGGAAGUUACCACCAUGACAGGUCACCAAGGGCACCUUCUGCGUUGAGUAGAGGAAGUGGUUAUGACACCAAUGGAUCUGACAUCUACGUCACUAGCGGGGCGUAUAAAGUACCUUCCGAAAUCAGCCGUAGCUCCAGAACCCGUGCCCCCAGUCACUACUCGUACCGGAGCGCAGUAGCGCCAUCUGUUGCCAGCACAGCAAGGACGAAAGGUUCCAGGAAAAUGGGCAUGACUGUGGAAGCGAUGGCUGCACCAAACCCUUUCUGUCCAAACAUCAAGGGCAUGUGCUGUCUCAUGCUGUUGCUCAAUCUAGCCAUCAUCUUGGUCACGUUGGGAUUCGUGAUUGUUAUACAAUUCUUUGAGCCGCUCUACGUUUGGAUAUUAGGCAUAAUCUUCCUAAUCUUCGGCUUUAUAACCCUGAUAGGAAGCCUCAUAUACUGCGUAACCAUCUGCAGGGAGUUCAAGAGCCCAUCCGAAGUCAACCCAGACGACCUCUACUGGACACAUCACUGGCAGAAGAACAUCGGUUCGUCAGAGAUACAUUACAAUACCAAGGACAAAUACGCUGACGACAGAUAUAGUGAUAGGUAUUCUGUCAGCAAAAUGUCUGGAAAAAGCGGAAAAUACUCUGACAGGAAUGGAAGAUAUUGAUUGUUAAGAAGCAAUGAUAUAGUUACAGAUGUAAUGGAGUCAAUUGCUCAUCCUAACUGUUUACUAACCGGCUAGAGUAUUAAGAAACUUUUGAAAUGGCUUUUUGGCAGUAAUGCUUAAUUUCAAGCAUCACUAAUGCACUGCAAAUGUCUAUUACAUAAUAUUCUGAAGAUGUAUUACCAAUAUCUCUGCGACUGUUAAGACCAGUAGAUAUAUCUGUAAACAUCACCACAAUAAAGAUAUCCUUCAAGCUAAGUCGAACGGAUGUUUACGAGGCGUAUAUUUUAAAUUUUCUGAGCAAGACGUCAGAAUAUCUUGACUGGAGGACAUACUUCAUCAGAAAUUCUCAACUCCAAGACUAAGUAGAUGUUUACGGCAUUUUUCUACCAUGUUAUUUAAGCGUAUUGGAGCUUUAGGAAAAAAUAUGUUCAAAACAAAGAGAACGUAUACCUACACUUUGUUCAAAAUAUACAAGUGAUGUAAUGAAUAAAAGUAUGAAAUAUAUAUGUAUAGAAUAGCUGAUACUAAUAACCUAAUUUUAUAUCAGGAUAUCAAGAUGUUGUUUUCGCGCUUCCAUCUGCAUAAACGGUAAAGAAAAGCUAUAAAGUGAUAUGCACGUAUUUGAUAUACACUGACUUGUUUUAUCCACGACCGAACGAGAAAGUAGAACUUUAGUGCCCAGUGUCUUUAAAUUGAUCUAUGAUCAUAGACGUAAUAAGCGUUAAGGUCCUUGACAUGUAACAGCAUGAUACUUUGCACUUUGAUUUGUGAUUUGAUGUAAAGUGGCCACAAAUGCCCACUUUACGCCCUAGAUACAUAAAAAACUGUUGCAUAUCAGUGUUCCAAAUUAACUCCGCACAUAUGAACAUAAAAGUACAAAUAUCGUGCAAUUGCAGAUAUCGUAAUAUUAUUAUGUCAAUCUAACCAUUAUCUUUGCUGGGCGAGAUAUGUGUUUAUGUUUCUAUGACAAUUUUCUCAAGUAAAACUGAUUUUCAGACGAUAUUAAUCCAAUCCUAGAAGAUUGCAGUUCAUACGUGUACGUGUUACGAAAUACGCAUUCAAUUUAUUUAUUUAUCCGAUACAUACUAAUGGAAACUUGCAAUACUUAUGUUUCAAUGUAUAUAGUAUUUAUACAUUUUAUAAUAACGAUUUUCGAAUAAAAUGCCAUGGAAAAA
Molecule: messenger RNA, 2097 nt
Organism: Acanthoscelides obtectus
Lineage: Eukaryota; Metazoa; Arthropoda; Insecta; Coleoptera; Chrysomelidae
Source: the annotation of a GenBank genome assembly